Molecule: messenger RNA, 468 nt
Organism: Mesoplodon densirostris (Blainville's beaked whale)
Lineage: Eukaryota; Metazoa; Chordata; Mammalia; Artiodactyla; Ziphiidae
Gene: AARD
Product: alanine and arginine rich domain containing protein
Exons: 2
Coding region: 1-468 (155 amino acids)
Source: RefSeq, a predicted model, not a curated record
AUGUCCCUGGGGGACUCCAGCCGCCGCAGAGAGGGAACUUCCCGGGGGCCCCACGGCAUCCUAGUUGGCGCCGGGCUCAGGCCCUCAACCCUGCCUCCCUCACGAGGCUUCCCCGGAGGCGGCGAGAGCGUGGCCGGCCCGGAGGAGGCCCCAACCGCCAGCCCGCUGCUGGAAGACCUCAGGCGGCGGUUGGCGCGCGCCUUCCAGCGGGCAGAGCCGCCCGUCGUCUCGAGGCGCUCGCGGGAGGAGGAGGCGGCGGAGGCGGCGCGGAAGGAGCAGAGCCGGGCGCGCGUCGAGAGCGCCCUGGUCGGGCUGCGCGCCGAGCUGCUGGAAAUGCAUUUCCAAAAUUGCCAGCUGGCCAGAACUUUGCUGGAUUUAAACAUGAAAAUGCAGCAACUGAAACAGUAUGAACUGGAAAUUGCAUCAGAAUUGCAAAGCUCGGAAGAUAAUGUCGUGAAUUUGGAAUGA